CGCUCCUUUCCGCAGUGAGGCUGCGCCGAAUGGCUGAGGCGCCUGCCCUGCCCUGCUGAGUGCCGACGGAUCGCAAGCGGCGGCGGCGGCGGCGGCGACAGGCGGGCAGGCCUUGGGCAGCGCCAUGGUCUCCUGGGUGAUCUCCAGGCUCGUGGUGCUUGUAUUUGGCACUCUCUAUCCAGCAUAUUACUCUUACAAAGCUGUAAAAUCGAAGGAUAUAAAAGAAUACGUAAAAUGGAUGAUGUAUUGGAUCAUAUUUGCGAUCUUCACAACAGUAGAGACAUUCACAGACAUUUUUCUUUGCUGGUUUCCAUUUUAUUAUGAACUCAAAAUAGCUUUUGUAGCUUGGUUGUUGUCUCCGUACACAAAGGGCUCCAGCUUGCUGUAUAGGAAAUUUGUACACCCAACACUGUCCUCAAAAGAGAAGGAAAUAGAUGAUUGCCUAGUCCAAGCAAAAGAUCGAAGUUAUGAUGCCCUGGUACAUUUUGGGAAACGGGGACUGAACGUUGCAGCAACAGCUGCCGUGAUGGCAGCUUCCAAGGGUCAAGGAGCUCUAUCAGAGAGGCUCCGGAGCUUCAGCAUGCAAGACCUCACCACAAUUAGAGGAGACAGCACCAACAGUGUGAUCCCAUCUCCUCCUGCGCAGUCAAUUUCUGUGCGAAAAAGUGGCAAGCAGAGCCAGCCUAAAACGUCCAGAACUGCAUUAGAAAAUACUGGAUGCUCAGUUUGUACGUGUUGCUUGAAGUGCCAAAUUAUCCCAGUGGUUAAACUAGAGGGUGAGGCAGAAGGUGAAAAGGUAUCUGAGGAAAACUGUGAACCAACUAAAGUCGUGUUCUCAGAUGAUGAAAACUCUUUCAAUUGUACACCCAAGACCAAAAGACCUAUAAAGGAUGAAGUCAUUGAGGCACCACCCAGAAGCCUUAGACCUCGCUUCCGGAAGAAAAGUACCUCGCCAUUUACCACUGAAACCAUGUGAUGAGCAAGCAGCAUCAACAAUGUCUCUCUUCUGCCUUAAAGAUCUAUUUAAUUAAUAAUGUAGAAAGACUCAUGGUGAGGUGGGUGGGUGUUUGAUGUUGCAGAAAUAUAGACUUGACUUUUUUUGCUUCCCUUUUUCAUUGUGUGUCAUCUGCAAAUGCUACACAACAUGGUCAGAACAACUGAGCAGACAGCAAAAAUCUUUCUGCUGCUGUAUUUUUAAUUUUUAAAAAUGUUUUAUUUAGCUAUCCUUUCAGCUACACUGGUUAGACUGUAUAUUUGUAAUUAUUUAGUUCCAUCUGCUUAGUUUUAGCUCUGUGAAGGAAAAUAGGAAAACACCUAUUCACCUUUUCUAAAUAGUUGAAAUAUCAUUUAUUUGGGUUUCGUAAUAUAUAAAGUGGACUGGCAGGGGCCAUGGAUUUUUCUACCCAAGGUGUCUCCAUCUUAGCUUUAUAACACGUCUAUGAAUUAUGUAAAAAAUCACAAAUUCUUUUGAGUUUACAGAUAUUGAAAAAGCUGUAUAUCUCCCUUUCUGUUAUCUUGUUGGUUAUUGUGUGUAGCUUCUAUUAAAUUAUUUUGUUGGAAAAGUGGUGUGAGAGUAGAGCUGAAGAAACAUAACAAAAAGAAUGAAAUGUCAAAAGAUACAGCUUUGGUUUCGGUGAGACUAAACCAGGGCUGUUCCCAUAUGGUUUGCUCCAAUUCGGUGCUCUUUUGGGGAGCAUCUACAUGAUAUUGUCCUUUGUUUGUCCUGUUUCCAUGUUUUCUCCCACGUUGCUGCGAUCUUUCCAAGACAUGGUUUAGUAUGAUCUUUUUGAAAGAUUGUAGCCAAAGCAAUUUUGGAUGCCACGUGGAAAGGAAAGUGUGCCAACUCAUAGUGUAACAGCAUUAUAACAAUCUCGGGAAAUGCCAACCCAUAGUGUAACAGCAUUAUAACAAUCUAUUGUAGGAAUACACUAGUUCCCAGCUUUUGUUUUUAAAAAAGUAUCUAGCCCUUUUUGUUGCAGUUGCACCACAUAAUUCCCACCUUAUAAUUCUGCAGCAAAAAGGACUAGAGACUUGCUGUUUUUAAAAAUGAAAGCUAGUUCAUUGUUGCAACGGAUUAUUAUAUUGUAAUACAGAAGUGAUCUGGCAAUUCCUGAUUUUUUUAAAAAAGCCCUCUGGUGGAGGGGGAGGAAAUGGUUGCUACAGGAUGCUGAUGCAAGGAAAAUGCAGAUUACCGCUGUGUGGAUGCUUCAGAUUAAGGCUGCUAUACAAAGCAUGUUUAUGUGAUUUAUAUAUAUAUGCAGAAGAAUAAGAUAGAAAUAAGGCAGUAGAAUCCCAAGAGAGUAGAAUGGACUGUUCUACUUCAUGCUAUAGCAUGGAAGGUCACAUUUUGGAAUGUUCCACUACACAGAAAUGUAAAAUUUCUGGAAAUUUUGAAGGCAUGGGUUGGGGGGAACUGAAAUUUUAUGGGAAGCUGAAAUAUAUGCAGCACUUUCCUAUCAAGCCUAAACUUAUUUUACUGUUUUUAUGACUUAUAUGUUAAUGUAGCUAGCAUAUAAAAUUGUACUGUCUGGGGUAUAUACGAAAUUUAAAAGUAGAAAUGCCUUAGUUUUCUCAAAAUAAAAAUGCAAAUAUGCCCCAGAGAGAGAGAAAGAGAGCUGCACUGCUGCAUCACAUGCCUUUUAAUCUUUACUAUCUGAGAACUAGGAAACAUCAUAGAUGAAAUUAGAAAACUAACUGUUGUAAAGUAUAUUAUUUGGACAGAAGCAGUCUCAUAUUGUCACAAUAGGGAGGACUGUCCAUAUGUCUGGAUAGCAAGGGCAGCUUUAUAACAUUAAAAACACAACUCUUUAAUGAUGUAUUAUCAAACACAUUAUAGCAUAUUAGUCACAUUUAAACAAUGAACAUAUUAUUGAAAAUAUCUUGUAUGUGAGACAAACUACACCUUAAAAAUUGCUGUGAGUGGCCACAGCAUGGCACAGCACUGUGCAAUCUUGUCUGCCCACCCUUUUCAAGAGUUGAAAUAGCCUGUUUUGGUGCUUGAAAAGGUAUUGGGGGAGGCAGCAAGAUUGUAUAGUUCCGCCAUGCUGCAGCAAUUUUUAACAGCUAAAUUCUUUAAAUGGGCAUUGGUAGCCACAGGUUGGAUCCACGGUUGCCAUAACUUGUAGUUUGUCUCUGUCUCCUCUAUAUACAGGAAUUAUCAUUAUUUAAUACCUUGUAGAAAAUCUUCAUUCUACACAUGAGUGACACCUUGUCUUUAGAAGCAUUUCACUCUUUCAAAAGAAUAUUUAAUGGGAGUUUUUUUCAGAGCUCCACAAACUUGCAAUAUUUUUUUUAAGAUUGAAAAAAGUCCUCAGGGGGAAAAAAACCCAGGUUAUUUUCUGAAUUUGGUGUGUUUGGGAAAAAUUCCAUCCCUACAAAAGCAGUCCCCUGAAAAUGGAAAAACAGCACAGUAAGCAGAGAGGGAGAGAGACAGGGGGUAAACACUUCCCCCUGUGGUGAUAUAUUUCUAUUUUCAUAGAGCUGCUUUUGUGAAGGAACAUUCAAAACUGGCAUCCAUCACUGGCAGACUGUAGUGGCACAGUUCAUUCUACCAUUUCAUUCUCUGGCAUGUGCAAACUAUCUUGCUGAAAUUUUCCAAGUAAAGAAGGUAAGGAUUGUACCCAUGAAAUGAAAAAAUCUUAAAUUGUCUUACAAAUCUCGACAGCCAUUUUAGAAGACAUUUGUAGAAUGUACUAAAGCAUAUUGUGUAAUAAUAAAAAAGCUAGAAUUUAAAUGAGUUUCAUUAAGAUGAUAUUGAUUGGUGUGUGUGCUAACUCUACCUUGUCUACACAAGGAUUUGAAUUUAAUGUAUUCCCAGCAUGCAUAUUUUAGUUUCUUUCAGAGCAAGGUAUUGCAGCUGAACUCAUCCAUGUAGUUUGGAAAGAAUUUUGACUAUAGAUUAGCUUCUGACAUCGCAGUAUCAUGUAGCUUGGAUGUUUCAUUGGUAGUCAUAGAGAAGUGUUAAAGGCAAAAUUAGGAGAAAGUGCUAGGAUGUAUUUUUGUCCUUCAGAUUGGUGUCUCCUGUAAGUAUAGAGCAUGUGAAAUUCAGGACUCUGUAGGCUUUUGUGUACGCUCUUAGAUCAAUCUUGUUGACUAGGAAACAUGCAGUAUAGUAAGACAUAAAGAUUUUGCUGUUAAGAAAGAGUUGGUUGGAUUACAAAUACUACUAACCUCCUGUAGGCACAACAGUGAUUUAGAAAAUUGUUUUCCAGGUCCCAAAAUUAACAUUAUGAAUUGACCUUGAAAUAUAAGUAGUAUCCGAUUAGUAUCCAUAUCCAAUUAAGGAUCCAAGUCUUCCAGCGAAUGUUAUGGGACCUCCUGACAUUUUUGGAAAGCCAGCAGAAGCCUGUUUCAGCCUCCCUGCCCUCCUGGAGUUGCUGCUUUAUAUGAAUUUAUGGCCGUUUCAGUGAGCGAGUCAAGAAUGUAGAGACACCAGGUAGAAAAUAUUGAGGCAGACCACAUGCACCUGAACUUGAACAUUUGGGGGGUGGGUGGUUCAGCUUGCAUCCUUGUUGAGCAAAUUUCUAGUCCUUAUAUCUUCUUCACACGUGAACAUUUCAAAAAUUCCAACCACAGUAGCUGAAAUUAUAUUAUCUUGCAAGCAAGUUACUAUUUUACCACUGUAUUGUAUGUGAUAGAGUAAAACGGGGAGGGGGGGAGUUCACAAGUUUGCACUGAAUUAUGCCAAAAAAAUCCAAAUGUUUGUAAAUGUUUCUCCUUUCAUGUGCUGCAUUUAGUCAUUGUAACUUAAGUUGACAGAUGUUUAUCUGAUCUGCUGUUCUGGAUUUCCAUUUGUUAAAUUCUCAAGUGGAAUUGUUGACUGGGCAAUUGCCUUAGUGCUCCAAAUUAAUUCACUGUAUAAAAUCUAUUCUGUAUGUUUGACAAAUGUGCUAAUUUGCAAAUGUGAAUUGCAUAUCUAUGUAUAGAUCAAUGAGAAACAUGAAUGGCUAAAUAUGUAAUC
Eublepharis macularius is the source of this 4960-nucleotide messenger RNA. RefSeq names its product receptor accessory protein 1 (gene REEP1). The transcript is spliced from 9 exons. Bases 125 to 976 code for a protein of 283 amino acids. The record is from RefSeq and is a predicted model, not a curated record. Gene Ontology annotation, biological process: endoplasmic reticulum tubular network organization. NCBI's taxonomy places the organism in Eukaryota, Metazoa, Chordata, Lepidosauria, Squamata, Eublepharidae. Gene Ontology annotation, molecular function: microtubule binding. Gene Ontology annotation, cellular component: cytoplasmic microtubule; endoplasmic reticulum membrane; endoplasmic reticulum tubular network.